This is a messenger RNA of Durusdinium trenchii, 1698 nucleotides long. The record is from the annotation of a GenBank genome assembly. Lineage: Eukaryota; Dinophyceae; Suessiales; Symbiodiniaceae.
AUGGUUCUUCCGACCCGGGCCCCGGUCCCGGCCUCAUCGAGCAGCGGGGAACGGCGCGGCGCGGACCGGACGGCUCUUCCUCUCGCGCCGGCCAUGGAGCGGCGAAGGGAUCCGGAAGACGGGGGCGCCUACACGUAUGAUGAGAUCCUCGCCCACUACACGGCCGAGGGUUACAAGAAGAAGGAGGUGAAUGCCUACUGGGAACAGGAAUGCACUCCUGUGAAGGGGAAGAAGGUGAAUGCUGAGCCAAAAGCCAAGGCAAAGGCGAAGGCCGAGCCGAAAGCUAAAGCAAAGGCGAAGGCCGAGCCAAAGGUUAAGGCCAAGGCCAAGGCCUCUCCGGCACUCCGGGGCUCUGUCAAGGCGGAGUCCGAGGGCGCCGCCGUGCUGGCAUCGCCGGGGCGGCUGCCACGCGCGCGGGCCGUCAUGCACGCCAUGAAGCGGCGGGAGUUAGACUGGCGGAUUGGCUGCGUAGUCUAUCAGAUCUACGUGGAUCGCUUUGCGCCCUGUGCCAACUUGGAGGCCAAGAAGAGCCUCUACCCCGAGGAGGGCACCUUCCACACGUGGUCCGAGCUGCCGAAGGGGGGUCAGCUUGUGGAGUCGGUGGGCUACUACAGCAAUGAGCUGGCCUUCUGGGGCGGGGACCUGCCGAGCUUGACCGGGAAGCUGGACUACAUCAACGACCUAGGCGUUGACGUGAUGUACCUGCAGCCGGUCACGAAGAGCUUCUCGAACCACAAGUACGACACCACGGACUACAAGGAUUUGGACGCGCAGUAUGGCACGGACGAAGACUUCAAGACCUUGGUGGAUGCGCUCCACGAGAAGGGCAUGAAGCUGGUCCUGGACUUUGUGUUCAACCACUGCGGAAAGCGCAGCAACCUGGUGCAGGAAGCGUUGAAGGACAAGGAGUCUCCGAAUCGGAAGUUCUUCUUCAUGGGCGACGAAUACCAACCGCAUGGCUACAAGGUCUGGGGCUGUGCGCCCUCCUUGGUCGAACUGGCGCUCGAGUCGAAGGAGGGCCCUUGCUGCGGUCCGUGGGCGGAAUGGGUGGCGGAGCUGCAGAACUACCUGUGGGCCUCCAAGGACGGUUCCUGCGAGUUGGCGUCAUUCGCGGCUGACGGCUUGAAGGGCUCGACUUGGGAGACUCACUGCAACAGUCAUCAGCACUUGCCUCUCCCAGAGAAGAGUGAGGUCCAAGUGGCCAUACAUGCCGCCACCAACGAUGUGAACAUCUUCUCCGACUCGGCCCUGGCCACCUGGCUGCGCCGCGGCGCCGACGGCGCGCGCCUGGACGUGGCCUCGGAAAUCGGCCUGGACUUGUUGUCCUCCAUCACCCGUGCAGCGCAUCGACACAAGAAGGGCAGCCUGGUGGUGGGCGAGGUCUGGGCGUACUCGCCCCAUUGGACAUCCUGCAUGGAUGCAGUGCUCAGCCUGCACCUGGGUGUGCUCAUCUACGGCUUGGCCGAGGGCACUCUGCCGGGCCCGUCAGCUGCCCAGAGCCUGGCGCGGAUGGUGGCCGACUCCUCCAUCGAGGAGGUCUUGAAGUGUUGGAUCGUGGUGAGUAACCACGACAUGCCACGGCUGGCGCACCGGCUGCCGGACCUCAAGGCGCGGAAGUUUGCGCAGGCGCUGCAGUUCACCUGGCCGGGCUGCCCGCUGAUCUACUACGGCGAUGAGCUGGGCCUGGAGGGGGGGUGA